Exophiala bonariae is the source of this 1011-nucleotide messenger RNA. RefSeq lists its product as uncharacterized. The coding region runs from base 1 to 1011 and encodes 336 amino acids. The transcript has 2 exons. Lineage: Eukaryota; Fungi; Ascomycota; Eurotiomycetes; Chaetothyriales; Herpotrichiellaceae. The record is from RefSeq and is a predicted model, not a curated record. Gene Ontology annotation, molecular function: NAD binding; oxidoreductase activity, acting on the CH-OH group of donors, NAD or NADP as acceptor.
AUGCCCAAACCAACAGUACUGUUAAUCGGCGGACUAACCCAUACCAAUAAAGAAUGGGAAGCCUUCAGCUCAAAGUAUAAUCUCAAGGAGUUCCGCAAGGGUACACGCGACGAAUUUCUCCAAAAUUGCAAAAACGGUGAUUACGACGAUGUGGUUGCUCUCUAUCGUUCAAAUACAUCAGUAUCAGAAACCGGCCCUUUCAAUCAAGAACUGAUUUCCGCACUACCCAAGUCGAUCAAAUAUAUAUGUCACAAUGGUGCCGGUUACGAUAACAUCGAUGUCGAUGCAGUCACCACCAGAGGUCUACAAGUCUCGAGUACACCCAUCGCCGUGGAUGAUGCCACUGCUGAUAUUGGCAUUUUCUUGUUGCUGGGUGCCCUUCGACAAGCAUGGCCCCACUUGGCCGCUAUCAAGGCAGGAGGUUGGAAGGGAAAGGCUCCGCUUGGCCAUGAUCCCAAGGGAAAGGUGAUUGGCAUCUUAGGAAUGGGAGGUAUUGGCAGGGCAUUUGCUCACCGAGCACGAGCAUUCGGUGCAAAGAUCGUCUAUCACAACCGAACUCGCCUAUCGCCCGACCUUGAAGAGGAUGCAACUUACCUAUCAUUCGAUGAACUCCUGGCUCAGUCUGACGUACUCAGUCUCAACUUGGCCCUUAACCCCAAGACUCGCCACAUUAUUUCCGCCCCCGAAUUCGCCAAGAUGAAGGAUGGAGUAGUGAUUGUGAACACGGCUCGAGGCGCAUUGAUCAAGGAGACAGACCUGGUCGCGGCUCUCGAAAGUGGAAAGGUAUCCGCAGUAGGACUGGAUGUGUUUGAGGAUGAGCCCACCGUGGAAUCUGGGUUGGCACAGAACCCUCGUGCUUUCAUCGUGCCUCAUCUUGGAACCAGCACAAUCGAAACUCAGCGAGACAUGGAAUUGUUGGUAUUGAACAACUUGGAAAAUGCCGUCGACAAAGGAUCUUUGUUGACACCCAUUUCGGAGCAGAAGGGUAAAUUCAAUAAUGGGGGUCCAUAA